Henningerozyma blattae CBS 6284 is the source of this 2538-nucleotide messenger RNA. It is a transcript of the gene BSP1, whose product is annotated as Bsp1p. The record is from RefSeq and is a predicted model, not a curated record. The transcript has a single exon. NCBI's taxonomy places the organism in Eukaryota, Fungi, Ascomycota, Saccharomycetes, Saccharomycetales, Saccharomycetaceae. The coding region runs from base 1 to 2538 and encodes 845 amino acids.
AUGCAAAGCUUAGCAAGAGCUAAAGAUAUUCUAGAUGGCACCUAUAAGUCUGGUAGCAGAAGAGAUAAAAGGUUUUCUAGCAAGGAUUUGGACUAUCCAGAGGAAGAAGAUAAAGACGAAGAAUAUCAAUCACAUUCAAACAUCAAUGGAGAUAAUUAUAAUGAUCUAAGUUAUAGAUCGGCUUAUAAUUAUGAAAAAUCUUUUUCUCCACAGAGAAAAUCUGAAAAUAUAAGACCAUCUCAAGAGUUUACCGAUACUAAGAUGAAUGAUCAUGAUAAGAAAAAAUAUAUAAUCUCCGAAGAAGAUUAUAUAUUAUUACAAAAACUUAAAAAGCAAAAUCCUGAUGCAUUUACUGACAAUGAUUUUAGUGUUGAAACUUAUCACAAAGAUACUUUAGCCGAUCAAAGAAAAUUAUACCCAAGCAGGGGUCAACCAAGAAAAAUAUAUGAAUCUGAUAUAGAUAUGCAUCAUCAUCGUAACUAUUCGAGACAUACUACCAAUAGUACCGAAUUAAUUAAUAGAUCUAAUGAAUAUAAAGGAAAUAACAAGGAUGAAAAUGAUCGUGCAAGCACACCUACUCUACCAAGACGAAGCUAUAAGGUUGAUUCGCAUGCAUGUUUAAAUAAUAGAAGAAGAAAUAAAUCGAUCUCAGAGUUUGAAGGAGAGUCAAGAAAUAAGGAUGUAGAAAGAGAACAAGUUAAUAAAAAAGACAACAUACUAUCUGAAAGAGAUCAUAAUCAUCAUUUCUUUCAAUUUUCUGACUUAAAAAUUAAAAAUAGAGAAAAAAUCAAUUAUGAGAAAUUAGAAAAUAUGAUCCGAAUUACAGAUGAAAGAUCUCGUUCUCCAAUUGUUCUUUCAAAUAAUGAGCAAGAUUCUGAUUCUGAUUCCAACUAUAUAUCAGACACAGAUUCAAACUCUAACUUGGAUUUGGAUUCUGAUUCAAAUAAAGGUAAAAAAAUUCCACCUCCUUUACCUAAAAAAGCGUCCAGAGUUGUAUCAAAUGAUAUGAAAAGUGCAUUGGAUAAUAGAAACAUGGAUCCACUUCAAUCAGAGGCUAAGAUAAAACCAGAAGUACCACCUAAGCACAGAUCUAGCUCCAAAAUCUCCAAUACUGAACCAAUCUCCCUAUUAAAUUCUAAAAAAGUACCGCCCCCUGUUGUGAGCAGAGGUGCAAAAUCAGCGUCUAAAAGUAUUGAUACUUUAGAAACGACAAAACUCCCACAUACACCUUCAAAAUAUAAUAAUGUUGAAGAUACGAACGAAAGUAAUAUUAAUAGUUCAUCACCAUUACCGCCAGUAAACAGAAAAAGUAAACCCAUCGGAUUUAUGGAUUCUUUAUCUAAAAAUGGAUUAACAAAUGCUUCAAAAAAAUCAACUAAUAAAACAACAUCUCCAAUAUUAAAGCCUUCUUCUCAUCCAGACUUUUUGGAAUCUAUGAAUAAUAAUGAAAAAUCCUCAAAAAUCAUGUCUUCUACAAAUGUUUCGCCUUUGAGGACCAAUAAAUAUGAUUACCUUGACUCGUUACAAAAAAAAGAGCCCCAUUCUUCCCAAUCAAAUUUAUCCUCACCUACUAAGACUACCACUCCUUCACGAAAAAUUCCAAGAUCAGAUAGUUUUAUUACAUCUGCUGUUGCAAGUUCAAAAAAUCCAGAUACCUUGGAAGAUAAUUCUUUAAAGCCAGAACUGCCAUCAAAGCCAAAAAAUUUGAGAAAAAUUGACGGUUCAAAAAGGAUUGAUAAACCGAAGGAAGAAUUGACCACAUUAGAGAAAGAAUUUAGUUCAAUGACUUUGAAAUCUGUAGACAAAAAUCCACCAAAACCGCCUCCAAAGAAAAAUGAUUUAUUGUUGCCAAAAUUAAGAUCUAUUGAAAGAGCAAAUACUAAAGGCAAGUCGCUUACACCGAACACUGACAAGAUGGAGGAGCAAAUUGUUCUGAAAAAGACCGCACCUAAUGUUUCGAAGAGAAAGCCAACUUUACCUGAAGCUUUGCAAAAAGCCAAUCAUUUGAAAAAAUCUGUAAAUUCCUUGGUUGAAAGCAAAGAUUCAUAUACUUCUAAGGAGUUAGAAGAAACUAUAAAUAAGCGUAGUGCUCUGAAAUCACCGCCUAUUGUUCCAGAGAGAAAAAUCUCGAUGCCAGAGGCUCUUAAAAAGGCUCAGCUACUGAAGGAAAAGAAGAAAAUCGCAAAUGAAUCUCAAGCCAGGGACGAUAUUUUUAAAGAAACCUCUAAUGUACCAAAAAAUACUUUCGAACUUAAAAAAGCUGCAACUAUGGAAAGUUUAGAAGCUGUUUUAAUGGCGCAACGCAUGCAUGGGAAAAAUUCAACAUCAUCCAGAUCAUCUGUUACUAAGUCUGAUUCAAAUAAUAGUAGUUCCAGUACUUCUUCUGGUAAUUCUCCACUAUUUGACAAUUCUACGAAGUAUUCAUCUUCAACAAGCUCUACAACUGAACUGGAUAAAAAUUGUACCAAGCCAUUAAGAUCUCUGACCAAAAAUAGAGCUCGUGGUCCUAAAAGACAUUUACCUAGUGGCAUUAAAUAA